Messenger RNA from Penicillium samsonianum, 609 nucleotides. RefSeq lists its product as uncharacterized. The record is from RefSeq and is a predicted model, not a curated record. The coding region runs from base 1 to 609 and encodes 202 amino acids. The transcript has a single exon. NCBI's taxonomy places the organism in Eukaryota, Fungi, Ascomycota, Eurotiomycetes, Eurotiales, Aspergillaceae.
AUGACAGACUUGGAUCUGCGCUACGGACAAUGGUACGAGAUGGCGAGACGCACUCGACCGCAGCAACGUCCAACGCAGCCCCAACCGGUCCGCUAUCAAGGUCAGCAGUUCCCCCGCAACCCCCAGUACAGUGGCGCCCGUUACACCUACGGUCGUGGCAAUCCUGUCCAAGGAUACCAGCUACCUUUCCGCCCCCGACAUACGGGAACUGACGCGCCCCAGCUUACGUGGAAUCCGAACCGUGACCCGCAGCGGCAACAGCAGUUUCAGAGGAGUGCCUACCUGCCUCCGUCAAAUGCUUCCCAAACUCAGGCCCAACGUGCGUCCUACGCACCACCCCAGCAACAAGUCCAGGGAUCAUACCAGCAGCGCCAGCAACAGCCACCGCGCGACCAAGCUCGCACCAACCAAGCGGGUCAGCUGUUGCUCUCCGACAAGCCUUGGAACCAAGCCGGCUAUUCCAGCCCUGGCUACGCGGCGCGACAACCGCGCACCCGGCCAACCGCCGCGUACCAAGCGGAUCCACAGGAAGUUGCCCCUCCAACAGCGCCUCAAGAAGCUAACCUUGCCGAUGUUCCACCGGAAGCUAACCUGGCAAACUCGUACUAG